UUGAUAACCAUCUCAGUCUAACUUUCAAGCUUCGCCUCGUCUGUGUGCGAAUUUGUGCGAUAGUCUCCCGGUGCUCUUGUUGGGAAAUGAGUGUUUCACAAAUGUGUUUUUUCCCCUCAUGGAUUGGACAUCAUGAACACUUCUUGAUCACAUGAACAGGCAGGAGUAUGGGCAAAUUCCAGUCCAAACUCGCUUCGAAACGUAGACAGAGUCCUGAAGGUGGUAGUUUGGCUUCCAGUGUGCUGACCUGUCAGAGGGAGCUGGAGCGCAUCCACAUCCACAAAACCAAACUGACAGAGAACUUGUACGUAGAACUGAGGGAAAACAAGUCAGACCGUAACUGCAACCUCAAAGUGGUUUUGCCACCAAAGAAGACACCUGAUAAAGGUCAUAACAGCGUCCACUUCCAGGUCAAUAAACAGACAAAGAAGAGGAACAGCCAUGCUGGUGUCACAGAGUGUAACAUGGGGCUUGAUGAGGACACUCAGCAGGAGUGGGUCUUCACACUGUACAACUUCGACAACAGUGGCAAGGUCACCAAAGAGGACAUGUCCAGUCUGAUACACUCUAUGUAUGAGGUUCUAGAGGCAUCAGUCAAGCAGCCUUACGGUGGCACCACACCCCUGAAGAUAAAGCUAGUUGUAACUCCGUCUGCGGACCCAGUAAAGACCUCACAAAUAGCAGAGAAGGAGCAGAGUGCGUCUCAGGAGGCAGGAACCCCAGUAACAAGACUUUAUUGCGUGGAUGAAAACAUAGAGCGCAGAAACCACUACCUGGAUCUAGCUGGCAUUGAAAACUAUACCUCCAAGUUUGACAAUACAGAAUCUCCGUCUCAGGAGCCCAGACAGGAUGCUCACUCUGCUCCUCAGCAUCAUCCUGUGGUGAUCAAAGAGAACUGCAUCUCCCCUGAGCUUCCCAGAGGCCUCUCUAUCCCUCAUUCCCUGAAAAGCAAGGCCAUGUCGGUGGGGAAAGACAGGAACGGAGGAGAGGGAAAGUCCUGCAGGUUACACGACCAACACCCUGCUUCAUGGUGCCAUCCUUCCCACUCUCAACCUGCAGCACAACGUACUCACAGCAAGAGGCUUCGCUCCAGGGUACAAGACGUUGCCUCACACCUUAGACCCACACCAGGGGGAGAUAGGGAACUUUUUUCCAACCUUCAGACCUCCUGUGGGGCCCUGGCCUCUCCAGCCCAGAGACAUGAGCACCAUCACCACCAUGAGCACCAUCAUCAUCAUCACCAUCACUACCACAGAAGAGUUGGUGUACUCUGCUGAACUGAUAUAUGGGGAGUCUGGGUGGUCAAAUGCAACUCAGCAGGUCCUUCAAUCACCUCAUUUACAUUAUAUUUAGUGUGUGGUGGAAUCAGGCUAUGACACUGUUAUCUAAUGCAAACAAACCCUAAAAGAUUACCUACACUAGAUCCAGGAAGGCCAGUUCAAUGUUAACUGAAUGGUUGUUUUUUCAGCCGUUUAGAUUAACAAAUUUCUUCUCAGGUAGAUUUCCACUUAAGCUUUAAAAUUAUUUAAAUGCACACUUUGUAAAGAUACAGGCCUGGAUUUUAACCUAAAACAUGAACACUAACCACCAUUGCAUAUUAACAACAUGUGUCUUUUCUGUUUGAAUAUGCUAAAAUUAUGUAGAAAAGAAUAUACAGUAUGUCUUUAAUAAAAAGGUGUUUUGUUUAUUCUUA
Siniperca chuatsi (mandarin fish) is the source of this 1693-nucleotide messenger RNA. Its product is annotated as protein naked cuticle homolog 2-like. The record is from RefSeq and is a predicted model, not a curated record. Gene Ontology annotation, cellular component: cytoplasm. Gene Ontology annotation, molecular function: calcium ion binding. The coding region runs from base 168 to 1277 and encodes 369 amino acids. Gene Ontology annotation, biological process: negative regulation of Wnt signaling pathway. The transcript has 9 exons. Lineage: Eukaryota; Metazoa; Chordata; Actinopteri; Centrarchiformes; Sinipercidae.